Messenger RNA from Helianthus annuus (common sunflower), 1580 nucleotides. Its product is annotated as scarecrow-like protein 21. Gene Ontology annotation, molecular function: sequence-specific DNA binding; DNA-binding transcription factor activity. The record is from RefSeq and is a predicted model, not a curated record. The transcript is spliced from 3 exons. Gene Ontology annotation, cellular component: nucleus. Gene Ontology annotation, biological process: regulation of DNA-templated transcription. NCBI's taxonomy places the organism in Eukaryota, Viridiplantae, Streptophyta, Magnoliopsida, Asterales, Asteraceae. Bases 185 to 1528 code for a protein of 447 amino acids.
UCUAAAAUAUUAUUCCUCGACAUGUGAGAGUGAGAGAGACUACUCCCAACACUUUCUUUUUUGUACUUGAGUCUAAUUCAAAGCCAAAGUUAGAUUCAUUUCCAUAUUAAUCCACUCAAAAUGAGCUCAGCAAUUCACCAUUAAUGGUGUUUCAUAUGAUCUAUGCAAAUUGAAGCUGUAAACAAUGGUAUUUGUGACGAAUUCUUCAAUUCAAGCAUCCGAUAACAACAGAUCCGCCAUUUUCAACGCAUGUUACCACAAUUCGUUGCACGAAUUCGAUGAUUCUUAUAAUUGUUCAGAUAGUUUCACUUAUUCUACUGAUGUCAAUAACUUUAGGAGUAAAUUGAGGCGGUUGGAGACUCUAAUGCUCGGAGAUUCCGAUUCCGAUUCUGGUGAUGUUACCGGAGAUCGGAAACUGUUCGCCGGCGGUGAUGUAGACUUGCCGGAGAUGAUGCUAGGUUUUCCAAAACGAGACUUGAAGCAAGUCCUCAUCGCGUGUGCGAAAUCGGUUUCAGAUAACGAUGAAUUAAACGCACGGUUGUUGAUAUCGGAGCUCCGGCGGAUGGUGUCGGUCGCCGGAGAACCGAUUCAACGUAUCGGGGCGUAUAUGUUGGAAGGACUUAUAGCUCGGCUAUCGUCUUCGGGUAGCACGAUCUAUAAGUCCGACCUCGCGCUAAACACGCGUGUUUUAUACGAGAUUUGCCCGUGUUCUAAAUACGGUUACAUGUCGGCUAACGGUGCGAUAGCCGAAGCGAUGAAGUGUGAAAAGCGAGUACACAUCAUCGAUUUCUGUAUUGAGGAUGGGAGUCAGUGGGUCCCGUUGAUCCAGGCUUUUGCUAGGAGACCUGGUGGUCCCCCGCAUAUCCGGAUAUCGGGACUCCAUCAUUACCCAAACGGGUUGGGUAAAGUGGGUAUAAGGCUUUGUAAGCUUGCAAAAGCUUGCAAUGUACCUUUUGAGUUUAACACGGAAGUCGGUCUCGAAAGUUUUCGAGACCGGCCUGGCGAGGCUUUAGCUGUUAACUUUGCGUUUGUGUUACACCGAGUGCCUGAUGAGAGUGUAAGCACUCAGAACCAUAGAGACCGAGUGUUGAGACUAGUAAAGAGUAUGAAACCGAAAAUUGUAACCCUAGUCGAGCAAGAAUCUAACACGAACACGGCUCCGUUUUACCCUCGGUUUCUCGAGGCUCUUGAUUAUUACAAUGCAAUGUUCGAGUCAAUCGACAUUACACUUCCACGGCACCACAAGGAGAGAAUAAACGUAGAGCAACAUUGUUUGGCCCGAGAUGUUGUGAACAUAAUAGCGUGUGAGGGAAGCGAACGGGUUGAAAGACACGAGCUUUUGGGAAAGUGGAAGUUGCGGUUCAGUAUGGCGGGGUUUAGCCCGUGCCGGAUGAGCUCGUUGGUGAACGGAACCAUCAAACGAUUACUAAAUAAAUGCAAUGAAAGAUAUAGGGUUGAAGAAAGAGAUGGAGCUUUGUAUCUUGGCUGGAUGAAUAGAGAUUUAGUGUCUUGUUGUGCUUGGAAAUGAUAAAAGUAACAUAAUGUAACAUAGUUGUUCAAAAAAAAAAAAAAAAAAAAAA